Phragmites australis (common reed) is the source of this 3136-nucleotide messenger RNA. RefSeq names its product serine/threonine-protein kinase BLUS1-like. The transcript is spliced from 21 exons. Gene Ontology annotation, biological process: protein phosphorylation. Bases 700 to 2799 code for a protein of 699 amino acids. The record is from RefSeq and is a predicted model, not a curated record. Lineage: Eukaryota; Viridiplantae; Streptophyta; Magnoliopsida; Poales; Poaceae. Gene Ontology annotation, molecular function: protein serine/threonine kinase activator activity; protein kinase activity; ATP binding.
AGACAGACCACAACUACAUCCACCACCUCUCCUCGCCUCUUCUUCCCCAGCCCGUUACGCUGCCGCUGCUGCCCUUCUACUCCGCCUCGUGUUCCGGUUCCCAUCUCCGCCUCCCAAUCGCAUACUCCUUCCUCCGCCUCCACCCCCACCCCCACCCGCGCUUUCUCACCGCCUCCCAUAUCCGCCUGCUCGCGCGGCAGCCGCUCUCACCUCGUUGCGCCCAGAUCCGCAGCCCGCAGGCGCUCCUCCCCCGCCGCCGCCGCCGAGAUCCGCCACCACCGCUCCGGCGCCUCCACUAAUCGCAGGCGGGGAUCCUCCCCCCGACGCGCCACAUCGCUCCGUCCAGGGAACGCUGCUCUCGAGGGAUCGGUCGCUGCGGUGUCCUAGUGCAGGGUGAAGCUUCCAGCUUAUAAUAUUCUGCCACAGUACUAUUGGUGAAGCAAGUUUGGGUGGCUUUGUGGUGUCUACUUCAUUCUUGUAUCCGUGAAUAUAAGCCACUGGAGAAAAGGAUGCAUGAAUUUUACCCUAUGAAAUAAAUACUCCGAUAUUGGCCCAUACAUUCACCUAUCAAACUUCACAAUGCUGAAUGUUAUCCUCUGGCACACCUAUAUGGUGUUCUUGCCAUUUACUUCUGUGUUUCUGUGCUACGGAAAUUUCAAGAGCGCUUAUGUUACUUGUGAUGCUGUCUAAAUUUGGACCAUGGCGCAUGCGCUGCUUAGUAGAGGGUUUCCAACCGAUCCCAAUGAGUAUAAGUUAUGUGAGGAAAUUGGAGAAGGUGUUAGUGCCACAGUGUACCGAGCUCUUUGUGUCCCACUUGACAUUGUGGUUGCCAUUAAAGUUCUUGACCUUGAGAAAUGCAACAGUGACCUUGAUGGGAUAAGACGGGAAGUGCAAACGAUGAGUUUGAUUGAUCACCCGAAUCUUCUUCGUUCAUAUUGCUCGUUUACAAAUGGGCAUCAGCUUUGGGUUGUAAUGCCUUACAUGGCAGCUGGAUCCGCCCUCCACAUUAUGAAAACUUCUUUUCCAGAAGGGUUUGAUGAGCCAGUCAUUGCUACUCUUUUGCGUGAAGUUCUGAAAGCUCUCGUCUACCUACAUUCUCAGGGGCAUAUUCACAGAGAUGUAAAGGCUGGAAACAUCUUAAUAGAUACAAAUGGAGCUGUUAAGCUAGGAGACUUUGGAGUGUCAGUCUGCAUGUUUGAUACCGGAAAUAGGCAAAGAGCAAGAAAUACAUUUGUUGGGACCCCUUGCUGGAUGGCUCCUGAAGUCAUGCAACAACUGCAUGGUUAUGAUUACAAAGCUGACAUUUGGUCCUUUGGGAUAACGGCAUUAGAACUAGCACAUGGUCAUGCUCCAUUUUCAAAAUACCCUCCAAUGAAGGUGUUGCUUAUGACCUUGCAAAAUGCACCACCAGGUCUGGACUAUGAUAGGGACAAGCGGUUUUCAAAGUCUUUCAAGGAUCUGGUUGCUACAUGCUUAGUCAAGGAUCCGCGCAAGCGUCCUUCUUCAGAAAAGCUCUUAAAGCAUCCUUUCUUUAAGCAUGCGCGGUCAGCUGAAUAUCUAGCACGGAGUAUUCUUGAUGGACUCCCUCCGCUGGGUGAACGCUUUAGGGAUUUGAAGAACAAAGAGGCUGACUUACUUCUGAAUAACAAGCUUGGUCCAGAGAGCAAGGAGCAGCUAUCACAGAAAGAGUACAUACGUGGCAUCAGUGGUUGGAACUUCAAUCUAGAGGACUUGAAGAAUGCAGCUGCCCUUAUAGACAGUUCGAAUGGCCCUUGUCAUUUAGAUGUCAGAGAUAACAAAGUUAAGGAUGACUCACAAGAUGCUUAUAGUGAGCCAGAACAUAUUUACCAGGAAAUGGUCAACCAUGUUGCUUCUGGAAGGCCUGAAGAGCAGGAUGAGAUACAAGAAGUAGAAGAUUUGAACGAUGCUCUCUCCUCUUCUUUUCCAAGCCGCCCCCUUGAGGCACUAAAAUCUUACUUUGAUGUUUGUGGUGCUGAUGAUCCCAAUCCUACUGCUACUGAUUCGAGGGUGCAACCAAGUGUCGGAUCUGUACCCGUGCAACAGUUCCCAAAAAUUGAGUAUCGUAAAAGUGCCAACUGUAAUGGUGAAAGUUUGGAAAGAAGUGUUUCUGUACCCUUGAAUCUGGGCACCAGUGGAUGCCACAAGCAUUCUAGUGGUUCUCUAAUACCUGAGCAAGUUCUUUCUCCUUGCAUGAAUAUUGAUUUGGAAAGGGACGAGUUUCAUCAGAAAAAUCCAGGCAACAGGAACCUUAGUGGCCCUUUAUUGUUCCACCAGAUGAAGGACUCACGCACCCAUCUUGCUGUUGCACCUGAGGAGCCAUCAGAAGGGAAAGUUGUCCGUCGACGGGGGCGUUUCCAGGUUACAUCGGAUAAUACUUCUCAAAAGGUAGCUUCAUUAGCAUGCAGCAGCAACAGAACAAACCCAACAAUUGGAGCAACAUGCCGCAAUCUCAAGUCCUCUGCAAUUCUUCCAACAUUGCAAUUCUUGAUGCAGCAAAAUACUAUGCAAAAGGAAGUACUGAGUAGACUGAUUUCUUCAAUUGAGGACACAUCUGAUGCUUCUGAAGCAAGUAUGAGUGGUUCAUCUCAGUAUUCUGGAGCGUCUGUCAGAGAUAAGGAAUUGCAGUCGUAUGUUGUCCAUUUGCAGCAAAGUGUCACGGAACUCGCUGAGGAAGUGCAAAGAUUGAAGCUCCGAAACAAUCAGAAAAGUUAUGGGCAUCCAGGCCGUCCGUCCAGCUUCGUGAUGCUGAUGAGGCAGGAAUCGGAAUUGAUUUUUUAAAAAAUCUAGGAAUACGGUGGGAUCCAUGUAUAUGUACACCUCUCCAAUAAAUAUGCUUCGGAACGGGCGCGGUGGGUGCUGACCUCACGUGUUGUUAGGGUUCAUGUGUUUUUUUAUGUUCAUGUGUUGGCAGAUUCUUUGUAGUGGAUAUGAUGUUCAUUGUUUAUUGAAAUUUUUGGAGGUUACGUACAGAAUAUUUUGGAAAUUUUAUGAUUGCGGGAUGAGAUGUUCAUGUACAAGAAUGUUUUAAAUGUGAAAAUUCAUGUGUACAGAAUGAGAUCUGUGAUGGAUUCUCUGAUUUUUCAUGUGUACAGAAUGAGAUCUUUCUUUCGAAAAA